Messenger RNA from Oncorhynchus nerka (sockeye salmon), 612 nucleotides. Its product is annotated as glutamate receptor ionotropic, delta-1-like. Bases 1 to 612 code for a protein of 203 amino acids. Lineage: Eukaryota; Metazoa; Chordata; Actinopteri; Salmoniformes; Salmonidae. The record is from RefSeq and is a predicted model, not a curated record. The transcript has 3 exons.
AUGGGGAAGAUGGGCGACACCUGGAGGUGGGUGAAGACAAGCACGAAGACAGGUGAAACAGAUCAGGCCUGUGAGCUGAUGAACCAGGGCAUACUGGCACUGGUAACAUCUACAGGCUGUGCAUCCGCCAACGCCCUCCAGUCCUUGACCGACGCCAUGCACAUACCCCACCUGUUUAUUCAGAGAAACGGCCAGGGCACGCCUCGCACCGCCUGCCACCUCAACCCAAGUCCUGACGGGGAGAGCUACACCCUGGCCGCCCGCCCGCCUGUACGCCUCAACGACGUCAUGCUCACCCUGGUCACUGAGCUGCGUUGGCAGAAGUUCAUCAUCUUCUAUGAUGCUGACUAUGACAUCCGUGGACUGCAGACCUUCCUGGACCAGGCGUCUCGGCAGGGUCUGGACGUGUCUCUGCAGAGGGUGGACCGCAACGUGAGCAGGGUGUUCACCAACCUGUUCAGCACCAUGCGGACUGAGGAGCUCAACCGCUACCGGGACACGCUGCGGCGGGCCGUGCUUCUCAUGAGCCCCCGAGGAGCACAGGUGUUCAUCCACCAGGUGAGGGGUGUGGUCACCAGCAUGGUACCCUCUGUUCUGUUUGGGAUUAACUGA